Messenger RNA from Talaromyces atroroseus, 1314 nucleotides. Its product is annotated as Actin-related protein 3. Gene Ontology annotation, molecular function: actin filament binding. The transcript has 4 exons. Lineage: Eukaryota; Fungi; Ascomycota; Eurotiomycetes; Eurotiales; Trichocomaceae. The record is from RefSeq and is a predicted model, not a curated record. Bases 1 to 1314 code for a protein of 437 amino acids. Gene Ontology annotation, biological process: Arp2/3 complex-mediated actin nucleation. Gene Ontology annotation, cellular component: Arp2/3 protein complex; actin cortical patch.
AUGACCUCCCAGACACCAGCCGUUGUCAUGGACAACGGAACUGGAUAUUCCAAGAUUGGUUUCGCCGGCAACGAUUCUCCCUCGUUUGUUUUCCCAACUGCAAUUGCAACAAAGGCUGCCGCUGGCGGAGGUGCGGCGGGCGCUGGGCGGCCUGCGGUUGCGAAUAAGCCUGCUUUUUUGGGUGGAGGUAGCUCUGGUGGCCAUCUGUCUGGAAAGCGCGGUACUGAAGACUUGGACUUCUUUAUUGGCGAUGAGGCACUUUCCGCCGCCAGUGGACCUGGUUAUGGUAUUCACUACCCCAUCAGACACGGUCAAAUCGAGAAUUGGGACCACAUGGAACGUUUUUGGUCAAAUUCGAUAUUCAAGUACCUUCGGGUUGAGCCUGAAGACCACUACUUCUUGCUUACUGAGCCGCCUCUAAACCCGCCUGAAAAUCGAGAGAAUACUGCCGAAAUUAUGUUCGAAUCUUUCAAUUGCGCAGGUCUUUAUAUUGCCGUACAGGCCGUCUUAGCAUUGGCAGCCUCCUGGACAUCGUCGAAAGUGACCGAUAGAUCCCUUACCGGUACUGUCAUUGAUUCUGGUGACGGUGUUACUCACGUUAUUCCUGUCGCCGAAGGCUACGUUAUCGGCUCUUCGAUCAAAAGCAUUCCGAUAGCUGGUAGGGAUAUUACGUAUUUUGUCCAGAGCUUGCUUCGAGACCGUGGUGAGCCAGACAGCAGCUUGAAGACAGCGGAGAAGGUGAAAGAGGAGUAUUGCUACGUUUCUCCUGAUAUUGUCAAGGAAUUUGCCCGUUACGAUCGGGAGCCGGACCGUUUCCUCAAGCACACCGUCACCUCGCCAAAUGGACGCUCAAUUUCGAUCGAUGUCGGCUAUGAGCGUUUCUUAGCCCCUGAGAUCUUCUUCAACCCAGAAAUUUACUCUUCGGACUUCCUUACCCCACUCCCAACUGUCGUUGAUGGUGUCAUUCAAUCCUCUCCCAUUGAUGUUAGGAGGGGCCUGUACAAGAACAUUGUCCUCUCAGGAGGUUCCACUUUGUACAAGGACUUUGGCCGCCGCCUGCAACGUGAUAUCCGUCAUCUCGUAGACGCUCGCAUUCGCGCAUCCGAGGCUCGCAGUGGUGGUGCCAGAAGUGGAGGAUUGGAAGUCCAGGUCGUUACACAUAAACGUCAAAGACAUGGUCCCUGGUUUGGAGGAAGCUUGCUUGGUCAAACACCGGAGUUCCGCAGCUACUGUCACACAAAAGCCGAAUACGAUGAGAUUGGCCCAAGUAUUGUCCGAAGAUUCGCUCUACUUGGUGGACCAGGAAGCAGCUAA